Messenger RNA from Geodia barretti, 1014 nucleotides. The record is from the annotation of a GenBank genome assembly. Lineage: Eukaryota; Metazoa; Porifera; Demospongiae; Tetractinellida; Geodiidae.
AUGCGACAGUACACCAUCAAACGAAUCGGCCUGUUCAUACCCACAGUGUUGUUGGUCACCGUGAUUGUUUUCGUAGUGAUGCGCCUCAUCCCGGGAGACCCGGCGCUGGCAAUUCUUAGCGCAGACGACGCCGCCUACACCGAGGACGAACUGCGCCUACUACGUAUCGAACUGGGCACGGACCGGCCCUUGGUGAUUCAGUAUGUGGGCUGGAUAGGGGGACUGGCUCGCGGAGACUUCGGCACCUCAUUCUGGUGGGGCGGGCCGGUCAUUGACCGCUUGGGCGAGCGCAUCCCGGUAACCAUCGAACUGGCACUCUUGGGGAUAGGGCUGGCGGUCGUCUGCGCCGUCCCAUUAGGCGUGUUGUCGGCCAUCAAACCCGAUGGCCUGAUUGAUUAUCUGUCCAGAGUAUUUACGCUGGUGGGCAUUUCCAUACCCACCUUUUUCAGCGGGAUCCUGCUAACGCUGAUUUUGAUACGCGCUUUCGGUUGGCUGCCUCCGCUGGGAUAUGAGGACAUUUGGGAGGAUCCGUGGGCGAACGUCAAGCAGUUGGUGCUGCCGGCGCUGGCGCUGGGGUUCUACGAAGACCCGUGGACUAAUAUCCGACAGAUGUUCUUGCCGGCACUGGCGCUGGGUUUCUACGAUAUGGCCUUCAUCGCACGGGUUACCCGUUCGUCAAUGAUGGAAAUAAUCCGCGAGGAUUACAUGCGAACCGCCCGGGCUAAGGGGUUGGCGGAACGGAUUGUGCUCGUCCGGCACGGACUCAAAAACGCGGUGUUGCCGAUCCUGACAAUUUCCGGCUGGCAAUUCGGGCGGCUUUUCGGAGGCACGGUUAUCAUCGAGAGCAUCUUCCGGGUACCGGGCAUCGGCACGCUGCUGAUCGAAACGGUGUUCCAGCGGGAUUUCCCAACCAUCCAGGCCAUCAUCAUUGUUGUCUCGGUGUCCAUCGUGCUGAUCAACCUGCUGGUUGACUUGCUGUACGGUUGGAUGGACCCGCGAAUCCGCUACGCCUAA